UUAUAUAUAGCUGGUAUGGUAUUCCACCAUAUUAUCCUACAUGAAGAAAGUGUAGUCUUCUUUUUCUAACAAUACUAAACAAUGAAAGCUUUAGGCAUCAUUUGCUUCUGUCUAUUGACAGCACUCGUAUUUCUCUCCUCCCUCAACAGCUAUUACUCAUCUUCUGAGGUUUCUCCCCCAAUACCAACACAUUUCAUUACUAGAAAAAUGGGGGUGCCAUCAUCUAUCGCACAUAGUAAGAUCGAGGUUACAGGGGAAGACUGGAAAACACCCACGGCUGAAGGAAACUCCGUGACUGUUAAACAUGGAAACAGUGACAACUUGGAUGAAUUAGUUUAUCAUACUGAUUAUCAUGGAGCCACCACUCAUCCAACUCCAACGCCUAAACAUCCCAUGCCUUAGUAUAUUAGUUGGGUUUACUUGAGAGAGACUUCUCAUUACCCUAUUGAGUAAUAAAGAUAUAUACUGUAUUUCAUUAUUAAAACAUCAUAUAUAUAUGUGUAGCGACUGAUGGACUGAGCAAUAUAUAUCUUAUAAAGGCUUAAAUUGUCUUAA
Humulus lupulus (European hop) is the source of this 555-nucleotide messenger RNA. RefSeq lists its product as uncharacterized. NCBI's taxonomy places the organism in Eukaryota, Viridiplantae, Streptophyta, Magnoliopsida, Rosales, Cannabaceae. The record is from RefSeq and is a predicted model, not a curated record. The transcript is spliced from 2 exons. Bases 82 to 402 code for a protein of 106 amino acids.